AUGGAGAGGAAAUCACUUGGCUUCUUGUUCUUGCUCCUUCUUGUCCUUGCUUCCCCAGAAGUGGUGGUGCAGACAGAGGGAAGGGUGUGCGAGUCACAGAGCCACGGCUUCAAAGGCGCAUGCGCCGGUGACCACAACUGUGCUCUCGUUUGCAGGAACGAAGGUUUCUCCGGUGGCCACUGCCGAGGGUUCCACCGCCGCUGCUUUUGCACCAAACUUUGUUGA
Molecule: messenger RNA, 225 nt
Organism: Abrus precatorius (Indian licorice)
Lineage: Eukaryota; Viridiplantae; Streptophyta; Magnoliopsida; Fabales; Fabaceae
Product: defensin-like protein 1
Exons: 2
Coding region: 1-225 (74 amino acids)
Biological process (GO): defense response
Source: RefSeq, a predicted model, not a curated record